AUGUAUCAGAAGCAUUGGGAUGAGCCCGAGAAGACAAUGGGAGACCUGUUAGGGCUAUCUGAGCAAGCAGGCCGACAUUGGCAGAAUGUCAAGCGUGAUUACCCGAAUCACAAGGAGGAUUUUACGAAGUGCAAGGGUACUUUCAAGGAUUUCUGGCCCACUCAAACUGGCAGGGCGGUCGCGUCCUUCAUUCACAGUCACGUUAGUGUGGAUUUUACCGACUUGGAUAAACUAGAUCGAAGCUUGAAGACGAAAGACGAGCAGCUAUAUGAGGUGAUGGAGGAAGCAUUCGAACAAUCAUCUGGCGCAUUCACCCCCAGUUCCCAGCCUCGAUCUCUCUCGCUUCUUGCCGCGCGUUUCGAUGGUCCAUCGGGCAUUCAAAACCGUUUGGCGUUAGAAAAAUGUGCAAAUAUUCCGAAUCUCGGUGCGGUUGAUAAAGAGGCCGAAAGUGUAGACGCCGAUACCGAGACGGCUGUACUACGAAUAUGUCUGAAAGCAUCAACAGUAGUCUCUCUACUUCUCCUCGUCGGGAGUCCAUCUCUCCCCAUUCGCCAUCAUCUUCAUUGGAUGGGUGCUUCUCUUUUCUCCCCUAGAGAGUCCGCCAAAUCAUCAACUAGCACGCACUCGCCCCUGCGACAGCAGACUACCAUCAACAAGAACCAGGCGAAAAUUUUGACCCCGAAUCCUACCAUGGAUUCCCCAUCGCCUCCACCAUUCGGGUCGCAUCACAAGAAAGCACCUCCUAGGCCAAACGUUUCUGCUCCCUCUAUUUCUGCGCUUCCAUCAUCAUCAUCAAAACAAUACUACAAUGCAACAAACCUCGACCUGUCGUUCGUCGUAAACAGAAACAAAGUCCAGACUCUAUUUGACGGUGUUCACCUGCCUCGCAAAAAGGCCAAGUUGAACCCAUCUACCGUCGCGGCGCCAUCAAUUCUGAUACGCGUCAUAUUGGAGCGAAGAACCAUCGACAAGGCGAAAUCCAAGAAUUGGAAGCGGAAGGAUAGGAUGUUAUCCUUUUCAAAAAGAAAUUCAGGGUGGGUAGAGCGGUAUUGGAUUGUUCAAAACUCGGAUGCAGAGUUUCCUGGAGAUGAGACAGACGAUGAAGAUGAUCUUCCGUACCUGGACCUGUCAGAGGUUCAUAAAGUGCAAGCGUCGUCGUCAUAUCCUUCCGUCGACACUGGGAAGAUUGCCAUGCCUCUUACAAGCCCAAACUCGAAACCAACAACUCAACCACAUGGAAUUCCCCGGAGAGCGCUCUCAUCAGUUUUCGCAGGACCCCCAAACUCCCCAAAUGUUGUAGCUCAAUAUGCUGACUCUGGAAGUACUUACGAAUCCCUCUCCACGUCGUCUGCGUCUUACCCGUCAGUCUCGGUGCCAAUCUCUUUCUCCGAACCAAUCUCGACCCAAUUGCUGAAUCCCCCUGGUUUAUCGGAGAAGGCGCUCGGGAAACGAAAGGCUUUCGACGAUGGAGUCAAACCUCACGUUAAACGAGGUCGUCCUGCGAAACCUCGUCCUUCCACUGUGCUCGCCAAUUCCAGUACGACUCGGUAUCAUGGACAUGUUUCACAUACUCAUCAGGACGCGUACCAUGCUCAAAUUCUGUAUAAAGCUCGCGAAAUCAUCUUAUCCCAGAUAGUGUUGGGCAACAUGAAUUGUUUUUGCACCUCUACGCAAACUAAUGCGCACAUACCUGGAUUGACUUCCCCUCCACCUAUUGCGGUCGUCGGCAAUCCUUUUCUUGGAGAUGGCGCAGAAUCGGGAAACGAUCCUCAGCAGGCGAAAGACGACAUUGAAAUGUUGCAGCUGCAGCGUCCUGGUCAGACCAUUGCUACGGGUAAUACUUUACCUCAACCUCAGUCAAACGGAUCUUUGAAUGGUUUCCUGAAUAUGCCAAGACGUGACGUAGGGAUUGGUCACGAAAUAACCAACCGCAAUUCCAGCGUCCAUGGCGAUCAUAGAGGAGUUGACGUUGGGGAGUGGUUAAUUCCUAGCCUUGGGAUCCCAGAGGCCGGUGAUCAACUGAAUUCUGGAAUGGAGCCUGGCCUUUAUUCUGGGCUUAGCCGUAGUUCCAGAGCAGGGAUUGAAAUUUCUACUCCCGACCACCCUGCGAUUCAAUUUGGUCAACAAAAGCAUACGUCCAUGCCCCCAGACCCAGAUAUACUCGAUUCUUCCGAGAGAGUUUAUUACUCCAGUGAUCCACUUCCUCAUCGAGGUAAACAGAGAAUGAUUAGCGUUCAGCUAAAGGCUCGAACGCGGCGUAAUACGGACCCUCAGUCCUCUGCGACUUCACCCGUACCACAACCCCCUCCGCCUGUCCUCCAGAGUAACGCGUCAAGUCUCGUGUUGGAUUACGGUUCCAACUCGGAUUAA
Lentinula edodes (shiitake mushroom) is the source of this 2370-nucleotide messenger RNA. RefSeq lists its product as uncharacterized. The transcript has 15 exons. Bases 1 to 2370 code for a protein of 789 amino acids. The record is from RefSeq and is a predicted model, not a curated record. Lineage: Eukaryota; Fungi; Basidiomycota; Agaricomycetes; Agaricales; Omphalotaceae.